Selaginella moellendorffii is the source of this 868-nucleotide messenger RNA. RefSeq names its product ras-related protein Rab11A. The transcript has 2 exons. Lineage: Eukaryota; Viridiplantae; Streptophyta; Lycopodiopsida; Selaginellales; Selaginellaceae. The coding region runs from base 77 to 739 and encodes 220 amino acids. Gene Ontology annotation, molecular function: GTP binding; GTPase activity. The record is from RefSeq and is a predicted model, not a curated record. Gene Ontology annotation, cellular component: endosome.
CAUUUUUUUGGUAGGGUAAAGUUCUAGCAUUGCGAGCAAGGUUUUGGGAUUUGGCGAUCUCGCGAGGAGGGGGAGAAUGUCGGACUUCGAUGUGAAGAUCGACUAUGUGUUCAAGGUAGUACUGAUUGGCGACUCCGCGGUGGGCAAAUCCCAGCUGCUGUCGAGAUUCGCGCGCGACGAGUUCACCCUCGAGUCCAAAUCCACAAUUGGCGUCGAGUUCCAGACCCGCACCAUUUCGGUCGACGGCAAGACUAUCAAGGCGCAGAUCUGGGACACGGCCGGCCAGGAGAGGUACCGGGCGGUGACGAGCGCUUACUACCGCGGCGCGGUGGGCGCCAUGCUCGUCUACGACAUCACGAGAAAGCAAACCUUCGAGCACGUAGCGCGGUGGCUGGAAGAACUUCGCAACCACGCGGACAACAACGUGGUGAUCAUGAUGGUGGGAAACAAAUCCGACCUGAGCAACAGCCGCGCCAUGUCCGUGGAGGAGGGCCGGGAGUUUAGCGAGAAGGAGGGGCUCUACUUCAUGGAGACGUCGGCGCUCGACUCCACCAACGUAGAGACGGCCUUCACGACGGUGCUGACCGAGAUCUACAAGAUCGUGAGCAAGAAGAGCCUGGCCGCCGACGAUCCAAACGGGGGACUGGCCAAUGUGAUGCCACCCGUGCCAUCGGGCAACAAAAUCCUCCUAGAUGACGAGCUCACGGCAGUGAAGAAGAGGGCGUGCUGUAGUACGUGAGAUCACCCAGCUCGCACUCAUCACUUGCCACGAUUCUUCUAUAUAUACAUUAGUAAGCUUUUAAAAUUUUGCAAUUUUUUUCGGUUAAACAUUUGCACUAUUAAAAUAUAUAUAAAAUAUUGAUUUAAA